CCUGACCCAGACCUUCUCACCUGCACAUCAUUGCCCGGACUACACGGAGCUCUCGCCCUACGAACCGACCAGAAUGCCCCCCAGAAAGAAAGCCAAGCUCACCCCACAAACGGAAAAUGCCGGACCCUCCGCAAGCACCGCCGGCCAGUCAACCACGGAUUACGACCCGGUUGCGGAUCCCUGGACCGAUGAGCAGGAGACUGCAUUGCUGAAGGGGAUCAUCAGAUGGAAGCCUGUCGGCAUGCACAAGCACUUUCGCAUGAUCGCGAUUUCGGAAUUCAUGAAGAGCCAAGGUUAUGCGCCCGCCAACGCAGAACAUACACGCAUACCAGGCAUCUGGAAAAAGCUGGGGACCUUGUACAAUCUCCCGGCUCUUGACGAACGGGAAGACUCCUUGAUCACAGAUACCACCGAAGAUGCCGACGGCUUGAAGGAGCUCUACUGUCCGUUUGAAUUGCCGGAGGAUGAAUACGGGGAAUUGAUGUUCGAAAGGCGACUGGCGAUGGAAGGAACCGCGUCUCCUGACCCGAGUGCGCAUGCAGAGUCGAGGAGAGGGAGCACCGUGGCUGAUACAGAUGGUGGGUUGAGCUUUUUAUCCGUGGCCUUUCAUGUGCUAGGGUAUGCCUACUGAUUACAAGAACCCGGAACAGAACCCCGCUCUUCCCCUGCGCCAUCACGAGGACGGAAGCCCGGUCGGGGCGGACGUCCAGCAGGACGAGGUACACGCUCAUCGCGCCUCCAUGUCGAAGUCGAAGCACCGGCGAAGGGAUCUGGAGCUGUGGAGGAAGACGGCGAUUCUGGGGAGGAAACAGGCCCGAAUGAAGAAGGCGAUGAGGAGGGUUCCGACGGCGCAAGGGAUGACAGUGACGUCGAGGAAGAGGCAGAAGGAGACACGGGGGGUUCGCCCACGACGCGAAGCACACGAGCGAAGACAACCAGAACGAAGCAGAAGGAGAGAAAGAGUACAGGCACAGGAACUCGAAGGGGCCGACGACGCCAGCCUUGAAAUGUGUUUGUCGUUCAUCCUUCGUUCUGCGAUCUGCUUAGAUAAUGAUACCUUGGAGUGAGGCGUUUGAUUGCGCUUUUCUGUACAAUUACUAUUUGACUAUUUCUCUACAGUUUC
Aspergillus heteromorphus CBS 117.55 is the source of this 1123-nucleotide messenger RNA. RefSeq lists its product as uncharacterized. Bases 74 to 631 code for a protein of 185 amino acids. Lineage: Eukaryota; Fungi; Ascomycota; Eurotiomycetes; Eurotiales; Aspergillaceae. The record is from RefSeq and is a predicted model, not a curated record. Gene Ontology annotation, biological process: regulation of transcription by RNA polymerase II. The transcript is spliced from 3 exons. Gene Ontology annotation, cellular component: nucleus; NuA4 histone acetyltransferase complex.